Molecule: messenger RNA, 1133 nt
Organism: Aegilops tauschii subsp. strangulata
Lineage: Eukaryota; Viridiplantae; Streptophyta; Magnoliopsida; Poales; Poaceae
Source: RefSeq, a predicted model, not a curated record
AUGGACCUGCUCCGUCGCUACUUCCUCCCUGCGGAUGUCGACGUCAUCACCAGUAUCCGUACGUCGACCCGCGUCACCGAGGAUAUUAUUGCAUGGGCACCGGAGAGGAACGGUAUCUUCACCGUUCGGUCCGCCUACCGCCUGGCCAUGGACGAGCGCGAGCGUCCUUCGGCUUCCGCCACGAGCAGGGCACCGGAGAUGGUCGUCGCGCCAUCUGGAAGAUCAUAUGGGGGUGCCCUGCUCCCCCUAAGGUGUCCCCUGGCAAGAGAGCUCUGGCGAGUUAUGGCCUUGGACUGGAACAUCCCCAAGGUGGAGGCCAUCGUCAACACUGGCCCAGAGUUGAUCUUUUCACUGCUGGACCCCUUGGAUGAGACGGCGAGACUGGUGGUGCUCAUGACCAUGUGGAGAGUAUGGCAUGUCCGGAAUGAGAUCACACACGACAAGGCGCCGCCCACUGCCGAAGCCUCUCGACGCUUUUUGCACGGAUACAUCAACUCACUCAUGUGCAUAAAGCAACAUCCUGAUGGUAACCUAGAGAAAGGGAAGAUGGUGGUCCUGCCUUCACCACCACGCGCUCCAGAAAGUACGGCGCCCAAGGUGCGCGCACACUGGGUACCGCCCCAGCCGGGCUGGGUUAAGUUGAACACGGAUGGGAGCUACAUAGCGGCCACAGGUGCGGCGGGAGGAGGUAUGAUCCUGCGUGAUGACAGAGGCGAGAUCAUCUACAGCGCAUGUAGGGAGCUACGUACAUGUGACAACGCUUUAGAGGCGGAGUUAGAAGCGUGCAGAGAAGGCUUGGAGCUGGCCUUGCACCGAUCUAACCUACCUAUUCUGGUUGAGUUGGAUAGCGCGGAGGCGGUGUCGAUGAUUACAGCACGCGAGAUGGAUAGAUCGUCACAUCGUGCACUUAUAAAGGAGAUUCGUAGGUUGGCUGAAAGCGAUGCUAGGGAGAUCUCUUUUACUCUUUGUAGCCGUCUGCAGAACAUGAUUAGUCAUGAGCUGGCCGCCUAUGGCCGUAGCACUCCGCGCACAGCAGUCUGGCUUACUGCCGGGAUGGACUUUGUUAUAAACCUGGCUCUCGCUGAGAAGCCUCCUUGAGUAAUGAGAAUUCUUUUUUUCCGCAAAAAAAAAAA